AUGAAAAAUUAUGCGGGAAAAGGAGAGCCAGAACGGAAAAGGGAAGAAAAGAGAGCUCCAGGGCGGAGUGGUUAUGCAAAUGGGCACCGCACACACGGAAGAGAUCCCGUCCUCAGAGAGCGCCUGAGAGAGGUUGGCUUCAGCCUGCCUGUGCUAUUUAUCCCUUCCUGUCCCCACUUGGAGUGGGUUUUCCAGAGUUCUCCAUGGAGACUGAUAUCUGCGAUUUUAGGAAUAAUAUGUCUUUCGUUGAUGGCUACUUUGGGGAUUUUGCUGACAAUGUGUUCUGACUGCUGUUCUUGUCCAGAAAAGUGGAUUGGCUACAAAAGCAACUGCUACUUCAUUUCUAAUAAAAAAGAAACUUGGGCAGAAAGUAGAAAUUUCUGUAUUUCUCAGAACUCCACACUGUUUCAUCCGAAAAGCAAAGAUCAGUUGGGUUUUUUGAAAUACAGUCCCCAUUUUUACUGGCUUGGGCUCUCUUACAAUGAAACUGGUGACAUCUGGUUGUGGGAGGAUGGCUCUGCUUUAUCUCAGCAAUUACCUUUAUUCACUUCAACUUUAGAUCGAGAGAAAUGCAUUUUGUAUAGUCCAAUGGAGGAGAUUUUGAAUGAACUUUGUGAGAAAAAAAAUUAUUACAUCUGUCAGCAUUGA
This is a messenger RNA of Echinops telfairi (small Madagascar hedgehog), 648 nucleotides long. RefSeq names its product natural killer cells antigen CD94. Bases 1 to 648 code for a protein of 215 amino acids. Gene Ontology annotation, biological process: positive regulation of natural killer cell mediated cytotoxicity; stimulatory C-type lectin receptor signaling pathway. The record is from RefSeq and is a predicted model, not a curated record. Lineage: Eukaryota; Metazoa; Chordata; Mammalia; Afrosoricida; Tenrecidae. The transcript is spliced from 5 exons.